AUGGAAGUGACACUUUUUGGGGGUAAAGGCCUCUUGAGCACACACUUAUUCGGUAGGAUAGAUCCAUAUGUUGUGAUUCAGUACGGAAAUGAAGAGCACACCAGCAAAAUAGCUCAUGGACAAGGUAGCAAGCCAGAGUGGAAUGAACGGUUCAAAUUCAAGGUACAUUACCCAACAGACGCAGGAGACGAUAACCAAAGAAAAUAUAAGCUCCUUCUUCAAAUUAUGGACCACGACAAAUUCACUAGAGAUGACUACCUUGGCCAAACCACGAUCUAUGUGAAGGAGCUACUUGAGUUAGGUGUGGAGAAUGGAAAGCUGAACUUGGGGGUAAUGAUGAAGAAGAUUAAUACAAGGUGGAGGAAAGCUAGUACUAGUUGCUAUACUUUUGAAUUUGCAUCUUACAAUUAG
This is a messenger RNA of Erythranthe guttata (spotted monkey flower), 411 nucleotides long. The record is from RefSeq and is a predicted model, not a curated record. NCBI's taxonomy places the organism in Eukaryota, Viridiplantae, Streptophyta, Magnoliopsida, Lamiales, Phrymaceae.